Molecule: messenger RNA, 1998 nt
Organism: Drosophila albomicans
Lineage: Eukaryota; Metazoa; Arthropoda; Insecta; Diptera; Drosophilidae
Gene: Tasp1
Product: threonine aspartase 1
Exons: 3
Coding region: 235-1332 (365 amino acids)
Biological process (GO): protein maturation
Molecular function (GO): threonine-type endopeptidase activity
Source: RefSeq, a predicted model, not a curated record
UCGACUGCUUAUUUUGAAUUAGUAUUUUGGCGCAUUCAGCAAACGGUCGUUUGCUGCACUCUCAGUCGUCAGUUUCCAAAAUUGUUUAAACAAACAAAUACUAAAAUAGCAUACGGCGGACGUAAACAAAGGCCGCAGCAAGCAAGCGCAAGUGCAGUUGGCGCGUUUACAGCGAGGAGAAUACGUGAGAACGCGACGACACACAAAACCAUAGAACUACAUAAAAGAAAAAACAUGGCUGGUUUCAUAGCGGUGCAUACAGGAGCUGGAAACUGCAUAGACGAGUCGAAAUACCAGCGCGUCAUCAAAGAGGCAUGCAUGCGGGCCACAGAGAUUCUACGAAACGGCGGCAGCGCCGUCGAUGCCUGCGAAGCGGCAAUAAUGCGUCUGGAGAACUGUGGCAACACGAAUGCCGGCUUCGGGUCCAAUCUCUGCCUGGAUGGCACGGUGCAAUGCGACGCUGCCAUCAUGGAUGGCACCACACUCAACUUUGGGGCCUGUACAAAUGUGAGUCGGGUCAAAAAUCCCAUUCAGCUUGCGCGUCGCAUUUGUGAUGGUCAAUCGGAGCAACAGCCAUUGGAACGCAUACCCCCCAUGGUGUUAGCUGCGAGUGGAGCGGAGCAGUAUGCCGAGCAACAAGGUUGUGCCAUGAUCGAGCCCAAUGUGCUGAUCUCAUCAAAAGCGAAAUUCCAUUACAAUCAUUAUAAGAGCAAAUUCGACGCGGUUGUAGGCAACCAUAGCAAAGCUGUUGUGGAGGAUGCGGAUGUGGUGCCAGAACCGGGCAACGAGGUGGAACUCUCUGCAGCUCCGCUGGACACUGUGGGCGCUGUGUGCGUGGAUGGCGCUGGCAAUACGGCAGCUGGAUGCAGUUCCGGCGGAAUACUGCUAAAGAUGCCCGGACGAGUGGGUCAGGCGGCUACGUACGGUGCUGGCUGCUGGGCGAGCGAUACGGAUGAGUUGGCCAUUGCCACGUGCACGACGGGCAAUGGCGAGUAUCUGAUGAAGACGCUGCUGGCGCGUGAGAUCUGCUAUGGUGCCUUUGAUAGCGAUUGCGCUGUGACGAGUCUGCAUAAGACGUUUAAGCAAAAGUUCCUCGAUUCACCGUUGUUGCCGCAACAACAGGAUCUCUAUGCCGGCGCCUUGACACUGCUCUACUAUCCGAAGCAAAGCAGCGGCGAGGUGAUGUGGAGCCACACGACGCAAUCGUUUUGUGUCGGCUACAUGGCGACAACACAGAAAGUGCCAAAGUUUGUACACUCGCCACUGCCCACAUACAGUGUGCCAGGGCGAUCGUGCGUCGUCAAUGGCCAUAAUUUCCAUUUGCGCAUUUAGUUUUUGGCCAGCCCAAAAAGCAAAAAGUAGCAGCAGCAGCAGCAGCAGCCAACUAGCCAGAGUCUCAGACAUUGGGAGACCUAACCGAGACAGCCAGCCUCCUGCUUCUCUCUCGUCAUUCAGUGUCAACUUUGCAGUUUUCUGCAAUUCAUUUGAUUUAAUGUUUAAUUGCCGCGACAAUCGCCCAACCAACCAAACCGACAGCAGCAGCAGCAGCCAGCAACCAGCGACAGCAGCGUUUCGCUUUUGUCUCGAUAAAAUAUUAAGAAUCAUUAAAUGAAAACUUUUUAUUGUACAGAGUACUUAUGAUAUAUGUAUGGAUGUAACUAUGUAUCUUUGUUGUUCUGUCUCAAAUGUGUGGCCAUGCACAGCACACACUAAAAUAAUAUUAAUACACACACAUACUUAUAUAGUUUAACAACGACAAUGUCUAGUACGAUUUCCCCUUGUUGAACUAAGCUGAAACUGAGGCGCAACGCAUCUGCCAGCGUUAUAAAUCAGCCAAGAGCAAGAGCGAAAACGUGAAAUAUCAUAUUCAAUAACAGAUUUAGACACGAUGACGUAUGCAUGUCGCGUCUCUUGUGUAUAUAGAAUUGCUUUUUUUUUCUUUUCUUUUUAUGUUUUUAUUUGCUCAACACUCUUCCUAACCCAUUCGCUUUGGCGACA